CUGAAAUUCAGCAGCUUGUAAGCAUGGGCUUCCCCUCUGCCAUGGCCGCCCAAGCCUUGUCGGCCGGCGGCGGCGACCUCCUCAAAGCCACCGAUUGGCUCCUCAAUCCUCCUCCCAACCACUCUCCGCCGCCGUCCAACUCCACCCCUCCAAAUAUCCAACCCAAAAUCAACCAAUUUUUCCACCUCCACACCAACAAAAAUCAAACCCACCAAGAACACGACAAUAUCGACGGAGACGAAGAUUCCCCUCCUCUUCUGCUCCAUCGAAAAAAGCGUCAGAAAUCAGCCGAAAUCUACGAAACCACCCAGAAACCCUCGGCGGCGCCGCCGCCUCACGCGCCGCUGUCCGAAAGAAUGCGGCCGCGCGUGCUGGACGAGGUAGUGGGCCAGGACCACCUCCUCGGAAAAGACUCCCUCCUCCGCUCCGCCAUCGCCUGCGGCCGCCUCCCCUCCUUCGUCCUCUGGGGCCCACCCGGCACCGGCAAAACCUCCAUCGCCAGAGCCAUCGCCAACUCCUCCCCCCUCCUCCGCUUCGUCCCCCUCUCCGCCGUCACCUCCGGCGUCAAAGACGUCCGCGACGCCGUCGACGCCGCCAGAAAAUCCAAAACAAAAAGAACCAUCCUCUUCAUCGACGAGUCCACCGCUUCACAAAUCCCAACAGAUUCCUUCCUCCCCGCCAUAGAAGACGGCAGCAUAAUCUUCUGGUUUCCGCCCUAG
Molecule: messenger RNA, 719 nt
Organism: Erythranthe guttata (spotted monkey flower)
Lineage: Eukaryota; Viridiplantae; Streptophyta; Magnoliopsida; Lamiales; Phrymaceae
Product: AAA-type ATPase family protein
Biological process (GO): DNA-templated DNA replication; DNA synthesis involved in DNA repair
Cellular component (GO): nucleus
Molecular function (GO): single-stranded DNA helicase activity; DNA binding; protein binding
Source: RefSeq, a predicted model, not a curated record